AUGGGAUGCGCAAGCUCCAGCACUGCUGCAGAUCCAAAAGCGGCCUCAGCACCGGCCACUGAGAGCACCACAUCAGCAGCAACGCGAAAUCCCGGUGAUGAUGGAUAUCCAGAAUACUGGUACCACAACAAGACCGCAGACCAGACAGCGAACGCUGGAGGGUUUGAUGACAUGUUUUAUGCUCCAGAUUCGGAGCACCACUGCUUCCAGGAGAUGAUUGAAGAGUCCUACGUCCCCAAGACGACCCAGGACCGCCCCUGCCCAAAGGGCACGUGUGGCAAGAAACCUGGAGGCUGCCCAUGCAAUCAGCCUGGAGGCGAUCCUGGACUGCCCGUGUCUUUUCACGUCCAGCGCGUAAUUCGCGUGGAGUCCUCGGAGUUGUGGGAUCGCUACCAGAAAAAGAAGCGAAGCAUCAUUGAAGCCCGGCCCGGCGGCGUCGAAGCAUUUGAUCCUCCGGUUAAAACAAACAACAAAGCCUGUGAGUAUACCGGUACCUUCGCACCAUUGGAUGCCUCGGUGAACGAGGUGUAUGCUUUCCAUGGCACCCAGGUUCGAUUUGCACUGUCCAUUGCAGAAAACGCCUUCAGAAUAGAUCUCGCUGGUUCCAGCACUGGAACGCUGUAUGGCCGAGGGGCAUACCUUGGCGAGUCUAUCAGCAAGGCCGAUGAAUAUGCAAAGGAUGAGCCUGGAGGGUAUUAUGACGGGGUGUUCGCGGUCCUGGUUUGCCGAGUAGUCAUGGGGAAGCUGAACUCAACCAGUUUCGACAGCAAAGCGGCAGAGAAAGUGAAGGCUGGACAGUUCGACAGCACCUGCGGCACUCGUGUCUUCCGAGAGCUGGUAAUCUAUGAUGCCGAUCAGUGCUAUCCAGAAUAUGUCGUCCUGUACAAGAGAAAGUACGCAAAGGAUCCUGAGGAGGAGGUCUCCAAGACGCGGAAGCGCCGCUUUUUCAUGCAGGUGCCGCUUCAUUGGAGGAACGUGGCGACUGACCUGGCUGCCGGCUUUCGGGAAGAGAUCGAGCUGCCAGGUCCGGGCACCUCUUGGAUGCAGUGCUUGGUGAAUCAAGCACAGCUCCAGCCCAGCCGCACACUUGUGUCGGCCAUUCGGCUGGAGGAUUCGCAAUUGUGGCAGCGCUACGUGCAAUUCAAAGCAGCGCUGCGUAGCAGGAUAGCGGACCAAAGUGAAGAUCAUUUGCGGCUCAAUUUUGUGGAGAAAGAUCUACGUGCGCUGAUGAAGCGCCCGUGCAAGUUCUUCAGAACCCCCCGGGGCUGCAAAUCUGGCGACAAAUGCAGGUUUUCGCACAACGAAUUUGGAGCAGAUUUGGAUGAUUUGAGCCUUGCAGCUGGCCGACGGUUGCCGGUGGAUGAGCUUGACAGGCGCUUGCAUGAGGGCUUCCUGUGGUAUCCAUGCACAGAAGCUGAAGCCAUUGACAUUAGCCAGGGCAACGUCAAGAAGGAUGAGACACUGCCAGGGACGCGCUUUUAUGAAAGCUUGCAAACCGCCUUGAAGCGGACGACGGGAAAGGAUGGCGUGAAAGUGGCUGUGCUAUGUCGAGUCAUGUGCGGGCUACCCGGCGUCGAUGUGACUGAUGAUGACACAGACUUCAUGAUCAUUGAGACCGACGAAAGUGGGCGCCGAGAAGUACUUGUCAAAGAUGGAAGCGGCGUUUAUCCUGAGUACCGUUUGACGUUGCACAGCAGUGAAGACGAGGAGACCGAGAAGAUGAUCGACAGCAUGGAUAAGGUACCUACAGGCGCAGAGUGUGCUUCAACCAUGAUGUUGUCAAAGAGAGCCCCCAACCCAUUCACGGAAACCCAUGCUACAAUAUUCUAUAACAUAUUACAAGAUACUGUAGUAUACUACAAUGUACGAAAAUAUUCUACAAUGUACAGUGCGCUGCGUUUGCCGCGUUCAUGGCAUGGCGCAUGGUCGGCCCAAAGUCACGGCUUGAGGCAAGGAAGAUCCUCCUCUGGCUAUCGAUGA
Symbiodinium pilosum is the source of this 1980-nucleotide messenger RNA. The record is from the annotation of a GenBank genome assembly. Lineage: Eukaryota; Dinophyceae; Suessiales; Symbiodiniaceae.